AUGCCUUCCAAAAAUUCUAUCAAUAGACCUAAAUUAACGGUCAAUUUAAAUAAGAAAUCUCAAAGAUUGGGUCAAAAAAGAGCUGAUCGUGAAAGAAAGGGGUUAUUACAACCUGAAAGAUCCAGUGAAGCAUCUAAAUCUGGUGAAAUCAAGAGUGUUCCAUUAGAUUUAUACUUUAACGGUAAAGAAAGCAAUAACAAUAGCAGCAUUACAACCAAGACAUUGUCUAAAAAAAGAGCUAAAAAGAUUGAAAGAAACUUGAAAUAUGCACAACAAAGAAAGUUGUUAGUUGAUGUUCAAGCCAAGGAAGAUAUUGAUAUGAACGUUGAAUCUAACAAGACUAAAGGUAAUGGCAAAGAAAAGACACCAUUGACCAAGAUGAAAGAUGCUCUUUGGAAUGUUAUUGAAGAUACUUCAUCUCAAGGUUUAACAUUAAAAACAGGUCAAGGUACUACCCUAGGUGGUCCAACUUUUUAA
Messenger RNA from Vanderwaltozyma polyspora DSM 70294, 477 nucleotides. RefSeq names its product Alb1p (gene ALB1). Bases 1 to 477 code for a protein of 158 amino acids. The record is from RefSeq and is a predicted model, not a curated record. The transcript has a single exon. Lineage: Eukaryota; Fungi; Ascomycota; Saccharomycetes; Saccharomycetales; Saccharomycetaceae.